Messenger RNA from Tripterygium wilfordii, 576 nucleotides. RefSeq names its product costars family protein. Gene Ontology annotation, biological process: regulation of actin filament-based process. The record is from RefSeq and is a predicted model, not a curated record. Lineage: Eukaryota; Viridiplantae; Streptophyta; Magnoliopsida; Celastrales; Celastraceae. The coding region runs from base 57 to 350 and encodes 97 amino acids. The transcript has 2 exons.
UUGGAUAAAAUAGCCUGCUUGCUUUGAGGUUUGGAAAAAAGAGUGACUGAGAAGCCAUGAACGUUGAGGAAGAGGUCCAGCGGCUCCAAGAAGAAAUCAAAAGACUUGGCAAGGUCCAACCCGAUGGUUCUUACAAGGUGACAUUUGGGGUGUUGUUCAAUGACGACAGAUGUGCAAACAUUUUUGAAGCACUGGUUGGGACAUUAAGAGCUGCGAAGAAGCGCAAGUUGGUUAGUUAUGAUGGUGAGCUACUGCUUCAAGGAGUCCACGAUAAUGUUGAAAUUAUUCUUAAGCCAACACCCCCAUCAUCAUCAGCUGCAGCGACAACAGACUCGGUUGCUAAGAGUUAAAAGAUUGUGCUCCUGCUUGCUACCUGCAUUUUGCCAUUAAUCAAGUAGCACUGUCCACCUUGUUGUAUUGAAGAGACCUUCUUUGCUUUCAAUUUGCAUCUACCUCCUAACUUUUUCUAAGGGGGGACAAAAAACAUACAUUGGCCCUAUUUGGUAGCGCUUAUUUUUCUAAAGUUAAAUACCAACUUAUAAGCUCUGAAAAACAUGAAAUAAGCUGUUUGUUGUU